CUUCUCUUCAGUCUUCACCCCCUCAAGUCUCAACAACACAACUCAAUGAAGGCUGAGAAUGAGAGUUCUCGCAGAGGGUCCCCAGCUUCAACCAUUUCUUCCUCUUCCAAUGUUGUUGACAACAACCCUUCUCACUCAUCUCACUCGAGGGCCACUCGUCGUCGUUUUGCUUCUCAUCAGCUUCCUGAGAUAAGCCUCAAAACGCCUAUGGUUAGGCCUUAUGUUCGAUCCAAAAUGCCUAGGCUUCGUUGGACACCAGAUCUCCAUCGUUGCUUCGUGCAUGCAGUUCAAAGACUAGGAGGAGAAGACAGGGCCACACCAAAGUUGAUUUUACAGCUCAUGAAUGUAAAGGGGCUUACUAUAUCUCAUGUCAAAAGCCAUCUUCAGAUGUACAGGAGCAUGAGGCACGAGCAGAUGAGUGAAGGUGCAAAGAAGAAUGAUAUGGCACCAGAUUUGCUAGCUCCAACAUUCUCGACUCUUGGCCCAAGGUACGGCCACCAGAAUCCUCGCCAAAGAAGCUGCACCCAAGACCUUGUUCCUAUCCAACCUCAAUGGAAUGUUGAUGAGCAAGAUUUUUACAAUGGAAAGCAAGGCGAUGAACAGAAGGUGCAAUCCUACAUCAUGUUCGAGGGUGUUCUGAGAGGCCAAACUGUCCGAGUCCAAGGGAAUAAAAAUGAAAAUGGUGGUGAAAGCGAGCAUGAAAGAUUCGAAGACAGAACUGGCAAAGGAGAGAGAGUGGGACUGUCCCUGUCAUUGAACUCACAUCCAUUCUUGAAUCGCAGCGUUACUGGUCCAGAUGCGAAUGAUGUCUCUCUUGAGCUCACCCUCUCUUAGAAUCAUGCACAUAAUAAUACCUACCUACCUACUUUUUUAUUUUUCAUAUUGCUGCAUCACCUUUCAACUCUUCUUCUCAUAUUUAUAUAAAUG
This is a messenger RNA of Cajanus cajan (pigeon pea), 927 nucleotides long. RefSeq lists its product as uncharacterized. The record is from RefSeq and is a predicted model, not a curated record. Lineage: Eukaryota; Viridiplantae; Streptophyta; Magnoliopsida; Fabales; Fabaceae. Gene Ontology annotation, molecular function: DNA binding; DNA-binding transcription factor activity.